UUUUAUGUCCUCGGUAGAGAUUCCUAUCCCAAAUCUGGCUGCGAAUCCAACCUGGACAGAGUUUUUCCCAAAGGAACAAAUCACCAUGCAGUGUGGAUUUGGAAGCAGUUCUGAUGGCUGGUCAUUUAAAUGGACCAAAAAUGGCAAAACAAUUAAAAAAAACCCUACUUUAACCAUUACAGCAGAGAGUUCUGACUCUGGACAAUAUGCAUGUAAAGGAAAACUUAAUGGCAGAUCAGUUGUUACCCAACAGAGUGAUGUAUUUCAACUAAACAUAAGAGAGACUCCUAUCCCAAAGCUGACUUCGAAUCCAACCUGGACAGAGUUUUUCCCAAAUGAGCAAAUCACCAUGCAGUGUGGAUUUGGAAGCAGUUCUGAUGGCUGGUCCUUUGAAUGGACCAAAAAAGGCAAAACAAUUAAAACAAACCCUACUUUAACCAUCACAGCAAAGAGUUCUGACUCUGGAGAAUAUGCAUGUAAAGGAAAACUUAAUGGCAGAUCAGUUGUUACCCAACAGAGUGAUGUAUUUCAACUAAAUGUAAGAGAUAUUCCUAUCCCAAAGCUGACUGUGACUCCAACCUGGACAGAGUUUUUCCCAAAUGAGCAAAUCACCAUGCAGUGUGAAUUUGGAAGCACUUCUGACGGCUGGUCCUUUGAAUGGACCAAAAAUGGCAAACCAAUUAUAACAAACCCUACUUUAACCAUCAUAGCAAAGAGUUCAUCUGACUCUGGACAAUAUGCAUGUAAAGGAAAACUCAAUGGCAGAUCAGUUAUUACCCAACAGAGUAAUGAAUUUCAACUAAACAUAAAAAAGACUCCUAUCCCAAAGCUGACCGUGGAUCCAACCUGGACAGAGUUUUUCCCAAAUGAGCAAAUCACCAUGCAGUGUGGAUUUGGAAGCAGUUCUGAUGGCUGGUCCUUUGAAUGGACCAAAAAUGGCAAACCAAUUAAAACAAACCCUACUUUAACCAUCAUAGCAAAGAGUUCAUCUGAUUCUGGACAAUAUGCAUGUAAAGGAAAACUCAAUGGCAGAUCAGUUAUUACCCAACAGAGUGAUGUAUUUCAACUAAAUGUAAAAGAUUCCACGCCUAAACCAACCAUAGAACAAGAGCCAUCAUUUGAGUUUUCCUACACUGGUGAACAAGUCCAGCUUACUUGCAACAUGUCAGGUGCCGCAUGGAAAUAUUAUUGGUACAAAGACUCAAAGCCAACAAAACCUACUGCAAAUAAAAAUUAUAUUAUUAAUUCAGCAUCGGUCCAUGACACUGGUGACUAUCACUGCGAAGCAAAGAGACGUGACUUCUCAAUCAAAAGUAAGGGGGAAAAAGUGCAAGUUAAAGCUCUUUCAGCAGCUUCACUGAAGCUGGUCACUGAAUUGAGUGACAUCAUCGCUGGAAAUAUCCUGACACUGAAUUGUAAGGUUUUAGAUGAUAAAACAUGGAAUUACACCUGGUUUGAGAACAAUCAGGAGCUGAAUGAAUCUUCAAGUACAUUAAAGGUCAAAUCAACCGAAGAAACUAUUAAAAAUGAAUUUAAAUGCAGAGGGAAAAGGACAGAACGACCGCUGUACUCCUCUUUGAGUGAUCCGUUCAUGGUAGAUGUAAGAGCCACAUAG
Paramisgurnus dabryanus is the source of this 1615-nucleotide messenger RNA. RefSeq names its product Fc receptor-like protein 5. Gene Ontology annotation, cellular component: external side of plasma membrane. The record is from RefSeq and is a predicted model, not a curated record. Gene Ontology annotation, biological process: immune response; cell surface receptor signaling pathway. NCBI's taxonomy places the organism in Eukaryota, Metazoa, Chordata, Actinopteri, Cypriniformes, Cobitidae. Gene Ontology annotation, molecular function: transmembrane signaling receptor activity.